Messenger RNA from Botrytis cinerea B05.10, 2821 nucleotides. RefSeq lists its product as hypothetical. The record is from RefSeq and is a predicted model, not a curated record. Bases 624 to 1940 code for a protein of 438 amino acids. Gene Ontology annotation, biological process: NADP+ biosynthetic process; NAD+ metabolic process. Gene Ontology annotation, molecular function: NAD+ kinase activity. NCBI's taxonomy places the organism in Eukaryota, Fungi, Ascomycota, Leotiomycetes, Helotiales, Sclerotiniaceae. The transcript is spliced from 4 exons.
ACAUGAAAACAGGAAGGUUUGCGUAGUAUGCGUAGAGGUUAAUAUAUAUGAAAUACCUAUAUGAACUACAUACUCGUCCUAUCCCUCCUGCAUUCAUGUAUUGAAGAGGCAUAGCCAUAUCUAUUGUUGACAUUUCACUGUUUCCUUAUCAAUAAUUCUGACAUUGGUGGGUGUGGGGUGAUAGGUAGCUUGGGUAUUGGUCAACUGGCUCGACAGGUACACCAAUGGUAUCAAUCCAAAGCCUACACGCCAAUGUUCAUUGUAGUGAGGUAAUCAAUGACACGCAUUUUGAAAACUUCAUGAGUUGGAUUGAAUUGAUUUCAUAAUCAUGGAUUCAAAUUUUCAGAGAGGACUGUCACGGACAACACAAGUCAGAAGAAGCCGAAGUUUUAGUAAAAAUCCUAAGUAGACCUUUACCAUGGUGAAUUUAUUUCAUAGAAAUUCAAUGAAAGAGAGCUCCUGAAUUCGUACAUUCCUCAGUAACUUGUCACAUUAUGAGGGGUAGCUCUUAGAGCGUCAUUGCAAAUUAAUAUUCCAGCUUCCAAUCUGUAUGGUCCCACGAGAAUUGAUCCAAAGACAACACAAUACAAUUGAAAGAGUAAGAAUUGAUAAUCAUCGAACAGAUGGCCAGUUCAGCACCGCCAAACAUCUCUCUUCCAAGUAGGGAUCAAUUUGAUGCUCAUGAUGAAGGUCAUUCAAGUGCAAGUGAAUCAGAGUAUCAACAUGCGCUGGAGGUAGUUUUCGAUGCUCAAAAUGCGCAUCGUAGGAAAUCGUCUCUCGUAACGGCCGAUACACCUGCAGCCACUUUCCAGCGAAGAAAGAACACAGAAUGUUAUGUACACGCAUUGCUCGAAAGUCAGAGGAAAAGCGGGAGGGCGUCAAACAGUGGCUUGGAGGGAAUAGCAGAAACUCUGGCUUCACGCAGAAUCGCAAGCGGGAUGGAUGAAAUUGAUGACAAAGAAGAUGCAGUGGUUGAUACAAAAAUGCAUUUCCAUGAAGAGGAAAGUUGUGGCCAGGUCGAUGAAACUUCUUGGAGAGAUAAUAUCAAUGCGAAAGAUUCGGCACAGCCAGCUGAAGAUGAUACAAGUGGGAAGGUACAAUUACAAGCUGAUGGUGUGGAUGCCGGCGCGACGCAUAGUAGACUUCUUACAAAGAAACAACUUUCGGACAUGGCUUGGGGAGUGAGGGAAUUGAGUAAGAGGCUGGGUAGUAUCAGGUUGAAGCUGAAGGUUAGAACGGUUUUUAUCCUUACAAAGGCGCAUGAUGAGAGCUUGAUUGCGAAUACGAGGGAGGUUACUAGAUGGCUUCUAAGUCCAGAAAGACAGGUUAGAUAUACGGUUUUCGUCGAGGAAAAUCUACGGGAUAGUAAAAAGUUCGACGCUAAAGGGCUACUGGAUGAGUUGGAGGAGGCGGAAGAAGGAAAGAUUAAUGGUGAUAAACAUAAGAGGCUGAGGUACUGGUCAUCAAACAUGUGCAGGACGAGACCUCACACAUUUGAUUUUAUCGUCACCUUGGGCGGUGAUGGGACAGUUCUAUAUGCAAGCUGGCUGUUUCAAAGAAUUGUACCUCCAGUUUUGAGUUUUGCACUGGGAAGUCUGGGAUUUCUCACCAAGUUCGAUUUUGGAGAUUUCGAGAAACAAUUGACCACUGCAUUUAGAGAUGGAGUCACUAUCAGUCUCAGGUUAAGAUUCGAAGGUACAGUAAUGAGGAGCCAGACGAGGAAACCCAAGGUCGUCAAGGAUGGUGAGAAUGGCGAGAAUGGCGAGAAUGACGAUGAGGACACAACGCCGGAACGAGACUUAGUAGAGGAGUUAGUGGGCGAGGAAAUGGGAGACGAGAGAACUCAUCGACCAGAUGGUACAUAUGAGAUUCUCAAUGAUAUUGUGGUUGAUCGAGGACCAAAUCCCAGCAACCAUGUCUUCUAUCGAGAUAUUCGGUGACGAUGAACACUUCACGUCCGUCCAAGCAGAUGGUGUUUGUGUUGCCACACCCACUGGCUCCACUGCCUACAAUCUCGCUGCCGGCGGCUCCCUCUGCCAUCCUGAAAAUCCCGUCAUCCUCGUAUCAGCCAUCUGCGCACAUACUCUCUCAUUCCGUCCCAUCAUCCUCCCAGAUACUAUUGUACUUCGUCUUGGUGUUCCAUACGAUGCGAGAACCAGUAGCUGGGCGAGUUUUGAUGGGAGAGAGAGGGUGGAACUGAGCCCGGGCGAUUAUGUGACGAUUAGUGCUAGCCGUUAUCCGUUUGCCAAUGUGAUGCCUCAAGGCAGGAGGAGUGAAGAUUGGGUGAACAGUAUCAGUGGGAAGUUAGGAUGGAAUACGAGACAGAGGCAGAAGGGGUAUAAGGAGUGGUCUACGUGAGAAUUGGUGGAUUUGUUUGUGGUGCAGAAAGGGGUUUUGAUAUUGGGUGGAGAUAUUGAAAGGGGAAAAGAUGAGAAUGGGUUAUGAUAUAUAAGAGAUGGUAGGAAUUGGCGGUGGUAGUAGCAAUGAUAAUGGAGUUAUCCAAAGUUGAGUAGUACUAUUGCGAGAUGUUUGCCCCAGCUAAGACAUCAUUGUCAAUGGUUGCUCCUUUUUGCACAUUCUUCUCGUGGGCGAAUGAGACGAUAAUCCACACCAGCCACGAAUCUAGAAAAAUCAAACCAGUAUUUGUUGACUUCACCGCUGUGUGGCUUUGAACCUAUAGCUAUCUGAUCUUGUACAAGUGGUGGUCUGAUCCAAGUUUGGUCUGCUCAGCCUCCAUUCUCGGUGUGUAUAAAUAUACAUCUCGGCAUGAUCCCUUUACAUACAUUUAUCUCCAGAAAUAUGCAAGCACAAUAGGCCCGCA